AACGAGCCGGUGCAGUGUGUCCUUCGUGUAGGGAAAAUGUAACAGUUGCGGGUUUUUAGCAUUCUAGUUUUAUGUUGUGCAAUAUGAGUUAUUUUUUGUUUGAGUGUAAAAUUGGAGAAAAGGUUUGAUACCCAUAAUGAUGUGCAAUGAUGAAAUUGAAUGUAAAUAAAAAGCAGUGACAAGUGUGAAUUUUGAACAUUUGGCCGAAUAAACAAAAAUUACAUCAUGAAAUAUAAAAGGAAAUUUGAGGAAGCCGGACUAAAUCAAUGUGCCUAUAUGGACAUUGACGCAAUAUACUUCCAACUCUUGCUUCUGCUGAAACAAGGUAUAACGAAAGGGAUGAUGCCGAAUUUCUAUGAUAGUUCGCGCCCCACCAUGGUUCCCACCAAUUCAGCAUUAUUGGGAACCUCUACAAAUGGUGGGGAGCAAAUUCCAAAAAAGCAUCAAAUUCAAAUUCCUUUCGACUUGGAGGCAACUUUGCAAGCUGUUGAUAACGAAGUUCUGGAAGGAGAAGAAGGGAGUUGUCCCAUCUGCAAUAAAACAUUUAGUCGUAAGACAUCUCUGCUAAAUCACAUACGCAAUCAUACUGCAGAGAAAAAGUACAUUUGUGAAUAUUGUCAAAAAGGUUUUUCUCAACAAGCUAACCUGCGCAAUCACGUCCGUAUUCACACAAAUGAGCGCCCCUAUGUUUGCAUCGAUUGUGGAAAAGCGUUCACACAAAUCACAAAUCUAAACAACCACAGACGACUGCACACUGGAGAACGGCCAUAUGUUUGCAUCGAAGCAAACUGCGGACGCUCAUUCGCUCAAGUGACCAACUUGAACAACCACAUGAAAACGCAUCACAAAACCCAACAGUACGUAUGCAAUCAGUGUCCGAGGCGGUUCUAUCAAGCCACUCAGUUGAAUCUCCACCUUAUCUCGGAGCACAGCACUGCGAAGACCUUUUUCUGUCCCCAGUGUCCCGACAAGCGUUUCAAGUCUCAGUCCCUCUUUCAGCACCAUUUGAAAAUACACGGCUCAAACUUUGGCUUUCCGUGUCCGAAGUGCGACGAAAGGUUUAUUCAAGAACCUCAUCUGAUUUUGCAUAUGACGCACCAGCAUGGCGACUACGCGUGCAGCAUGUGCUCGAUGACAUUCAACGAUGAAGUUUUGCUGAAAAAGCAUGUACAAAGGCACCUGGAUGGAAGAUACCUCACCUGUCCGGUGCUCGGCUGCAACGAGGGUUUCACCAUGAAAAACCAUCUCACCAAACACAUGCAGAUGCGACAUCCAGCGAUUGAUCUCAAGAAGGGUCCCAUCACCGCCGGAGCGGUGGCCCGAUCCCCGAAACACUGCUGCCAUUACUUCAACUGCAACGAGUCGUUCGACAGUUCCGAUGGGUUGAGUGACCACCUGAGGACGGCGCACGGUUUACCGAUUCCGUCGCAAGAAGACAAGAAACAGCUACAGCAGCAGAUUGCUAGCAAUGCUGCCGCGGGAGCAGGGAACGAGGGGCAGUUAUCGUCUCCAUUGCAUCCACCGCCGCAUUUAUUGGGAGCUAGCUUCCAAUCCUAUCAACAGCAGAUUAUUGAAGCACAGCAGCACGCUGCUGCUGCGGAGAAGCAGAAAACCUAUACGGUUUCCGAUCUUCUGAACAUAAAUGAAGAGAUUCAGCAACACCAUCAGCAACAGCACCAUCAGCAGCAGCAGCAACAACAUCAGCCACGUGUUCACCACAACGGAAAACCGAUCGACGUGGAGCAGAACAUAGAAGAUCGCAUGAACAAUCUGAAUCGCAUCAAGACGGAGAUACAAGCUAACAUUCAGAUACAGAACCUGUUUGGUCUAGCGAGUCCGAUGGGCAUAAAUUCGUCGGCGUUCCAUCAUCACCAACAUCAGCAGCAGCAGCAGCAACAACAACAGCAGCACGCUCAAAAUCAUCAGCAGAUAGCCCCAAUGUCCCCUAUAAAGCUGGUGUGCAGUUUCUGCUACAACGUGUACAAGACGCCGCAAACGUUAUCGAGGCACAUUGAAAAGUUUCACAGCUAAUUUGUGUGAAAUGUUCCACGUGUAGAAGCAUGUGACAUGCUUUCUUUUAUUCAGAGUGGAUCGCAACAUUUUUGGAAGACUCGGGGGCUUGUUGCAAUAGAAACAUACUGGUGUUGCACGACAAGUGCUAUGAUACACGACUUUACAACACAAGAGCAGCUCAAUAAUUUAGCUGGUACAAAAGAUUUAUUAUUGCGAACUUCUCACCGCAAUGGACUCCACACUCCCUAAAAAAUGCGCACUUAUCAUAAGUGCGGGAUCCUUCGUUCUCAAGGAUGGUGGCCUGGUUUACUUUGAUGCAUUUGUUUCGAUAAUUAUUUAUGUUGGACUUAUACAAAUUGAUUCGUAUUUAUUGGUAUCUCAUGCCAUAAAAAGAUUUAGAGUGACGAUUGAUCAUUUUGCUAGCGAGAGCGCACUAAAGCGACCAUUUGCCACAGUGCGUGUCUGCUCAUAUAUGAGAAACGAGCUUCAUCUUUUAUUCUUCAUAGGCUCUAUUUCACAUUUCCGACAUUUGGAAUAAUAGCACUGAUGGGCAACUUUUAAUGGGACUGAAGAUUGUGCUUUCGCUAAUUUCUAUACAAUUUACAAUAUUAAAUAUACAAAAAGCAAUAUUAAAAGAAUUUUCGAAAUAUAAACUUCCCGUAGAGCAACUACUUCACAGGCUUUAAAAUAUUUUUUUUUUGCUUUUGUAUUAGUAAUUUUUUAAGCAUUUUAGUUGAAAUAAAUAUUUUAUAUUCUUCAAAAAUCAUCCGACAAACAAAAACCUUGAGAACCCUAUGAUAGCAUACUUUUACUAAUGAGUUAUUGAGCUAUUUUUCAUUGUUUGUCACUGUUUUUUGUUAACUAUCGAUCAAUACACGUUGUAUUAACCGCAUUCGGAAGACAUUGUUUUCCGAAAAUUACUUUCAAUUCAUUCUAAUGUCAAUUACAUAGCACAGUGCACACUACCCUCAUUAACAGAAAAUCGCAAUUUUACAUAAAUAAGUACAGAGUCCCAAAAAUGUUGCGAUUGUUAGAUGUAAGACAACACAAAGAUAGUACAAAAUUUGUAUUCUUAAAGCUAUGUCUCCCCAGGGUGGCAAGAAAUCGCGCAAGCCUCCCCAGUGAGAACAUACCUUUGCGAACCCUCAAAAUGCAAAUCACAAUGAAUCGGUUUGAAAUCAGUUCAGCUCAGAGGCGAUUCAACGGAAAUAGAAUCUUGUGUCAACGCCUUCGAGCGUUGCCGUGUCGUUUAGCGAAAUCGCAUGGUCUAUUAUGAAAGUAAAAGAAAAAAAAAACGAAUAGAAUAAAAGACGGAUCGCAAAUUCAUAAAUGUUUCUUAGGUAUUUACUAUAUAUUUAUUUGGCGAACAAUUCGAAACGGAAGUAAAUUAAAUAAAGAAGGAUGGAUGUGUUUAGGAUACGAGUAACGGGCAUGUGACGAAAUCAAAAAACGAAAACUUUUCCAGUCAACUGUUUCGGAUAAGAUUUAUCGAUGACUAUUUUUGUAUUUAUAAACUAUGUUAUUCUAUUAAGGCAAUUAUUGUGAAUCUGAGAUGAGAAAUAAAACAAAAGCGAUUGUCUAGUCGGA
Molecule: messenger RNA, 3600 nt
Organism: Armigeres subalbatus
Lineage: Eukaryota; Metazoa; Arthropoda; Insecta; Diptera; Culicidae
Product: zinc finger protein 252
Exons: 13
Coding region: 226-2031 (601 amino acids)
Biological process (GO): regulation of transcription by RNA polymerase II
Cellular component (GO): nucleus; transcription regulator complex; nucleoplasm
Molecular function (GO): DNA-binding transcription repressor activity, RNA polymerase II-specific; RNA polymerase II cis-regulatory region sequence-specific DNA binding; chromatin insulator sequence binding
Source: RefSeq, a predicted model, not a curated record